UCUGGCGGUGACACACACAAGAUAGCAAAACCCUUGCGAACGGAGCUUGCAAUUCAAGUGGGUCAAAACCCUUGAUACGAUCCGUUGUAAUAUCACUCACUGGAUAGACUGGGAGGAUAGUCUCCGUCAGAAAGAAAUACAAAACCGAAAAUGGCAACGGCGUACAGAUUAGCAGCAAUGGCGAGUGCGAGGUCUGUGGCCUCUCGUCCAAACUCGGUACUCAGAAGAACUAUGGCUGCUCCUAAACCAAUUCCAACUUUCCCUUUUUCUUCUUCCACCUCACCCCUCCCUCGAGCUGCCUCCAGGGUUGUUGCGGCAAUGGGGAGCGUGGAGUCGAUGAUGCCGCUUCAUAGCGCCAUAGCUUCAGCUCGUCUCAGGUCCAGUAUUGCCUUUGAUUCCUCGUGCUGGAGCUUCCUCUCUCAAGGACUUGCAAUACCUUUGUGACAAGAUUUCGCUGGGGUACCACCAGAAGGCAAUUGGAUACUUCCUUUUUCUUUUUUGGUUGAAGUUCCUGUACCCCUUUUGAUGUUGGAAUUAGAUUGAUUUCAAUAACUAGCUUGAGUUUGCUGCUUUUGGGUAAACACCCGCUGAUAACAAGUGAUAUUAUUUGCUUCCCAUUUGCCCCAAUGAUGAUUGUGUUUCAUGUUGCUGAUUGGGAUAUGGAGGAAUUCUGUCUUGGAUUCCUUUUGGGUGAGGUUGAAGGGCAGCCUUUUCUGUAUAAUUUCAUUUGUCUAUUCUUCUCUGGUUUUUUGAGACUUUAUUCUUCUGACUGCUGGUCUUCUCUGCUUGUACUGAAGAAUCUUUCUUCUUUUACUAAACAGGCUUGAGUGGGUAUUUUUCCAGAAGUAUGUAAGAGGAUUAUAUAUACCUAACAAUUUCUUUGUCCAGAAUCUGCUGAAUUUUGAGUUUUGAGGUGGCUAUUGUUUUA
Coffea eugenioides is the source of this 928-nucleotide messenger RNA. RefSeq lists its product as uncharacterized. NCBI's taxonomy places the organism in Eukaryota, Viridiplantae, Streptophyta, Magnoliopsida, Gentianales, Rubiaceae. The transcript has 3 exons. The record is from RefSeq and is a predicted model, not a curated record. The coding region runs from base 151 to 444 and encodes 97 amino acids.